AGAGCUUUGGAGCAUAAGGGUGGCACUCGGGUUAAGCUCAGAGCAGCUGACAUCCAGCUCUGUCCAACUGCCGAGCCAGCUGACUUAAGGAUGGCGCCCAGCAAUAGCUGCAUGGUCCACGUGGAGGAUGAGAGGUUGCUGGCUAAAGAGAAGAACAAGCUGAGAAAGCCAGUCGUGGAGAAGAUGCGCCGCGACCGGAUUAACAGCAGCAUCGAACAACUGAAGGUCUUGCUGGAGAAGGAAUUCCAGAGGCACCAACCCAACUCCAAGCUGGAGAAAGCUGACAUCUUGGAAGUGGCCGUCAGUUACUUGAAACAGCAGCGGCAAAGUCAGGGCCCAGUCUUCGCCCAGAAGAAUCCAGAACUUGACUUCAACACCGGGUACCUGCGUUGCUUGAGAGAAACAUUCAACUUCCUUUCCUAUUGUGAACCCAAGAGGGAAACGCAGACCCGGCUGAUUAAGCACUUCUGCAAAGUCCACGUGAUCACCGACCACGCCUGCCCGCCUGCUUCAGCCGCAUGCUGCCUGCCUGCGCCUCCGCAUCCUCUCCCCAAGAAACACGCUGCCUGCAAGAACCCACCAGCCGCAGUCACCAUCUGGAGACCGUGGUAGAGACCACUGGUGGACUUUCCCAAUAGCUGUCUGCCAGAAAAAAAUAUAUACCAGAGGAAUCUUUGGUUUUAUGAUUCCUCUUUCAAAAGUAGGAAACAUUUUGAUUUCCAGGAGGUGCGGGAGGCAGAGAGUGUGGUUGUUUUUCUGAAAAGAGAAAGCCUGCUAACAUAAUUUCCCUUCAUAAUGAAGGACUGUGCCUGCGUUAUGCAGGGUAGAUAAGUCUGCCCUUAUGGGUGACUGACAGAGAGCCAGUGUCUUUGCUCCCGUGAGGGACACAAAACCCAAUAUGACCACCUGCAGCAAAGUCUUGCUAAAAAGAUGUCUCUGUGGUAUCCAAGAAGGAUAAUAUCGAAGGUCCUCAGCAGCAUCUGUUGGGAUCCAAAGGGUUAAAGUGAUCCGGCUCUCUGUUCAGGUUGUCCUUCUAAGAGAAAGGCUGUUUUUGAUCAUAUAGUUUUGUGUUAAAAGUGCUUUAGGUUGUUUUUUUUUAAAAUCCUUUGAGUGAAUCCCUUUGUUUCCCAAAUAGUAGCUGUGUGACUGAGAAUCCUGUACUACGUUUGUAGACAAACUUUUGAAAGUUAUUAUGAUAACGAACAUGCCGUAUGGGACAUUUCUGUUGGGUUAUGUCGCCUGUCUGUGUGCUUCUCUCAUUGGAGAGAGAUGUCGAUGCCUUUUGUAAAGGAGAUGUUUGCUUGUGUAUCUUUAAUAAGGAGAAAGAAUUGAGGGUAUGUAGAUAGAAUAUGAUCUAUGUGAGGUGAUGUUUUUUAAAAAAAAAUUGAGCUACUAUGCGUUCAUCACAUGUGAUGCUGAAUAUCAUUUGGAUUUCUCGGACGGAAAUGCCAAUAAAAAAAUAUUUUCAUUGA
Messenger RNA from Sphaerodactylus townsendi, 1472 nucleotides. Its product is annotated as transcription factor HES-5-like. The transcript has 3 exons. Bases 91 to 612 code for a protein of 173 amino acids. The record is from RefSeq and is a predicted model, not a curated record. Gene Ontology annotation, biological process: anterior/posterior pattern specification; regulation of transcription by RNA polymerase II; regulation of neurogenesis. Gene Ontology annotation, cellular component: nucleus. Lineage: Eukaryota; Metazoa; Chordata; Lepidosauria; Squamata; Sphaerodactylidae. Gene Ontology annotation, molecular function: protein dimerization activity; DNA-binding transcription factor activity, RNA polymerase II-specific; RNA polymerase II cis-regulatory region sequence-specific DNA binding.